Messenger RNA from Trametes versicolor FP-101664 SS1, 3259 nucleotides. RefSeq lists its product as uncharacterized. NCBI's taxonomy places the organism in Eukaryota, Fungi, Basidiomycota, Agaricomycetes, Polyporales, Polyporaceae. The transcript has 5 exons. The annotation marks the transcript as partial. Gene Ontology annotation, biological process: cytoskeleton organization. Gene Ontology annotation, molecular function: protein binding; phospholipid binding. The record is from RefSeq and is a predicted model, not a curated record. Gene Ontology annotation, cellular component: cell division site; cytoplasmic side of plasma membrane; cytoplasm.
GAUGUCUGCACGACGACAGGCAUCGACGACCUCUCUGUCACGAUAUGCCCGAGCAGGCUCUCCGGACUUUGCCAACCGAUCUCUCGAUUUUUGCAAUGCUUUCUGGGGCCUGGGAGAUGGCGGGGUGGAAGUGUUGUUCGCGCGCAUGCGCGGAGCCAUGAGGACGAUGGAGGAGCUUAAGGGCUUUUGGAAGGAGAGAGCAGCGAUCGAGGAGCAGUAUGCGAAACGCCUCGCCAGUCUGGCGAAGAUUACGCUAGGAAGGGACGAGAUUGGCGAGUUGAGAGCGUCCCUCGAUACCCUCAAGCAGGAAACAGAGAAGCAGGCGCACUCGCACUUGCUAGUCGCCCAGGCUAUCCGAAACGACCUCGAGGGUUCCUCGACUGCGUUUGUUGGGCGGCAGCAGCAACAUAAGCGCAACGUUCAAGCCCAGAUCGAGAAGGAGUUCAAGAACAAGCAGACGCAGGAGGGAUACGUUUCGCGGGCGCGCGAGAAGUAUGAAGCGGACUGCGUGCGAAUCAACUCGUACACCGCUCAGAGCACACUCAUCCAAGGUCGUGACCUUGAAAAGGUCCACAUGAAACUCGAGCGUGCGCAGCAGACGGUCCAGGCCAACCAACGCGACUAUGCCAACUUUGCCCGCGCGCUCCAGGACACUAUGCAGAAAUGGGAGCACACAUGGAAGGCGUUUUGCGACAGCUGCCAGGACAUGGAGGAAGAACGGAUCGAAUUCAUGAAGGACAACAUGUGGGCAUACGCGAACGCUGUGUCCACCGUAUGCGUGUCUGACGACGAGUCCUGUGAGAAGCUUCGACUAGCGCUCGAGCAGCUCGAAGUUGAGAAGGACAUGGAGAACUUUGUCCGCGACUACGGGACCGGUAACGGGAUCCCGGACCCUCCUCCGUUCAUCGACUACGCCAGCCCCGACGCACAACCCGCCUCCCAGCAACGGCCUUCCAUGCGACCCGCAGACUUUGCCCGGCAGUCCCAGCGUCCCCGGCAGCCCAUGCAAGCCUCGCAGCAGCAGCCCGAGCCGGAAGAGGAGCCUGUCAAUAUGACUGGCGUGGGAGCUACCGGAGCGCCCCGCGCACCCGAACCGCAAGUGCAGCGCUCCCAAAAUCAGAGUAGGGCUAGCAACCGUGGGCCGGAGCAACAGAACGGCUUCUACCAGAACGGCACGAACGGUCGGGCCACCCCGGCGUCGAGCAUGGGCAUGCGCGAGCCUGACCCCCAGGCUGAUCCGAUUGACCCUACUGCGAGGACGAUGCUCAAGGUCGGCUCGAACGCGUACGAGGUGAACCUCGGCAGGGAUCCGCAGGCGCAUAGCGGCCCCCCUGACCCAGCAGCGACCGCUCGAGUUGGUCAGGAUGACGAUCCUUUGCGACGCCAGAUGGACGAGCUGAGGAACGCGACUUCGGCCGGGGGAGGCAGCGUGCGCCGGAGUGGGCAAUGGAAAGCCGCUCCACAGACGCAAUCUCCUCCGGGAGGGUCUGGCUCUUCACGCCCAGGAGUAUCAAACCUGUCGCCUCCUCCUGGCGGAUCUAGCGGUGGUGGCCCCCCGUCCCGCGAUACCUACCGCCAAUCGGCCGAGAUUGUCGUUGGCUCAUACCCCACGCAGGCGUUGGCGUCAUCACGCCCGUCUUCCCCCAACAUGCCGACUAACGUCCACAUGCGACCUCCGUCUACGAAUGGCGUUCCACCGUCACAGAGUGUGUCGGUACAGGACGUGCUCGCUGACUAUCAGCAGUCGUUCCCUGGCGAGCGCAAGUCGACCAGCAGGCGGAACAGCCACGCAGGCAGCAUUUCCGGGCAUGGCUCCAUCUCGAGCCAGCAAGGCAUCAUCCCCCACCAGCAAGGGUCGAGCAUACGCGAGCGUCCGCUCAGUUCGCAAGGCGGCCAAGCUGGUAUCGGCGCGCAGGGCAGGAGCACGAGCCCUCAACCAUUCGCGCCUUUGUCUCGCAGCACGAGCCCCGCGAUGCAGGGUAUGCCCCCCUCGAACCGCAAUAGCUACAACAGAGGACCUGCCCCGUCUGCUAACGGCUACGGGCAUGCGCACUCCGGGUCUACCUCCACGCGACAGGGCUCGAUCUCCAUCCCCAACUCCAACCCCCGCCAGGGCUCCAUCUCCAUCCCCCAACAGCCAGCGCAUCAGCAGCGUCCAACGAGCCCCGGUAUCGGCAUCGCACUAGAUCCCAACGGCCGGGUCACGACAGACGAGAUGGCGGUGAUGUACUCCCAGCCGCCCCCACAGCAGCAGCCGGGCCCGCAGUAUCGCGGGCCACCUCCCCAGCAGCCUCCUCCACAACAGCCACCCGUCCAACGGCGACCAAGUUACAACGCUGGACCGAACGGCGCCCCCUACGUUCCACCGCCUCAGGGUCAUCCCUAUGGCGCUGCCGCGCAGGCUCCUGUAUACAACGCUCCUCCACAGCAGCAGCCCCAGUACACCCCUCCUAUCCAGCAGCCGCAGCAACAGCCGAUGUACGGUGCUCCUCCACCCCAGCAGCAACAGCAGCAAAUGUUCCAGCCUCAGGGGUACGGCCAGCCCCCACCGCAGCAACAGCAGGGUGGCGGCGCGUUGGUGCGCGGUCAGUCUGUGAACGGGUACUACCAGCAGCCACCACCACCACAGCAGCAAGUCGUGCAGCAACGGGCGCCUUCGCCGCAGCCGCCGGCGAACCAGCCACCGCCUACUGGACAGUACACCGACGAUGGCCGCGGGGUGUUGUUCUACGUGAAGGCGAUGUACAACUACCGGGCGACCAUCGACGAAGAGUUCGACUUCCAGGAGGGAGACAUCAUCGCCGUCACCGCGACGCCCGAGGACGGCUGGUGGAGCGGCGAGCUCCUGGACGAGACGCGGCGGCAGCCCGGGAAGCACAUCUUCCCGAGCAACUUCGUCUGCCUGUUCUAGGCCGCGUUCGUCUCGCCUCCCCUCCACAUCUCCGUGCCCGAGAUCUGUCUGUCGUCGCCCCGCUUGGAUUGUAGACGCCGUGGAAGUGCGCGCGGCGUCGUCGCGCGCGCACCCUCUUCCUUCCGAUCAUCCUGUCACCUAAUUCCUCUCCUUCUCUUACCGGUCACUUUGGGCUUGGGCCUUGUUUGGCUACACCGUUGUUGUGCUCCCACCGCUCCCUCCCAUAUCCCCCUCCUCCCCAUGACAUUCCUUGGUUCCUCUGCAUAUGCUGCCAUCUGUCCCUUUCCACUCAUAGCCACGUCGAUCGAUGGAUUUACAUACCGCUAAGUUAUUGAUGUUCCUUGCUUU